This is a messenger RNA of Eufriesea mexicana, 4416 nucleotides long. Its product is annotated as mitochondrial uncoupling protein 2. Gene Ontology annotation, biological process: transmembrane transport. The transcript has 7 exons. The record is from RefSeq and is a predicted model, not a curated record. Lineage: Eukaryota; Metazoa; Arthropoda; Insecta; Hymenoptera; Apidae. The coding region runs from base 430 to 1380 and encodes 316 amino acids.
GUCGAGGAGCCGGUAUAAACGAUGCUUUCACGGUAACCUGUUCCAGUUGUGUUGUUAUCCACUCACUGUACACUUGAAGAAUAGUAUGUAUAAAGUACUUCACAAUCAAGACAUCAAACACGAGUGCUCGCGGUCAGGGGGACUGCAUGCGUAUCCUGAUCAUUUCAGGGAACCUAAAAGGCUCUACCUUUAAACCAGCCGUCUGCUAAAUGAUCAUCUAAAGGUUCCUGUCCUCUGAUAAGCCGAGUAAGCUCGAAGGAUCGAACAGUCACGCGGGGAUAUAAAGGAGUCGAGAGAAUUCGACUGUUUGCACUAUUCCAACCCCCAUACAUCCGACGCAUACAUCAACCUAGAACGCACUGAUCAGACAUAUAGCUAAAACGCGACGAAAAAGUUGUCGAGAAGAGAGCGAGAGCAACGAGAGCGAAGAUGAAGCAACAGGCGUCGGACGAAUCCCCUUUAUGGGUGAAGUUACUUUCCGCAGGCACAGCGGCCUGCAUCGCUGAUUUAGCCACGUUUCCUUUGGACACCGCCAAAGUCAGAAUGCAGAUUGCCGGAGAAAGUCGUCCUCUCCUGCUGGCGACCACGAACGGCUCUAUGCUGGCGGUUCGAAAUACGCAGCUAGGAUUAUGGAGGACAGUAGGGAACAUCAUCAGACUCGAAGGAGCAAGGAGCCUGUACGGAGGUCUGUCCGCGGGACUCCAGAGACAGAUGUGUUUCGCCAGCAUACGAUUGGGCCUCUACGACGGGGUGAAGUCACGCUACGCUGGAAUCAUCGACGGUAAUAACAGGAGCGGAUCGAAGAGUAUCUCCGUACGAAUCGCCGCUGGAAUCACUACUGGAGCCCUGGCGGUGCUCUUUGCUCAGCCGACCGACGUCGUCAAGGUCCGCCUACAGGCUGGAAGUAACGGACGAUCGUCGGUGAGAUACAGCUCGACCCUGCAAGCGUACAAGAAUAUCGCUGCCGAAGAAGGGACACGGGGCCUUUGGAAAGGAACCAUCCCCAACAUCUCGAGGAACGCGAUCGUGAACGUGGCUGAGAUCGUCUGCUACGACAUCAUCAAGGAUUUCAUCCUGGACUACGGCUACCUGCGCGAUGGGAUUCCUUGUCACAUAACGGCCGCCGUGGCGGCAGGACUGUGCACCACCUUGGCUGCUAGUCCCGUGGACGUGGUGAAGACGCGUUACAUGAACAGCGCCCCUGGCGAGUACAAAGGCGUGAAGGAUUGCGCUGUUCGCAUGCUGAAGAAGGAAGGAGUGGCAGCGUUUUACAAAGGCUUUGUGCCCAGCUUCACGCGUCUGGUGUCCUGGAACAUCGUUCUAUGGAUCACCUACGAGCAGUUCAAGGUCUACGCGAAGAAGCUGAACGGCGACCGCUAAGCACCAUCCCGGUCACGCCGUUCUCGUCGAUCGACCUAGACGUAUCCGUCGAUUCGCGAAAUGUACACGCACGAACCGUGUUUUUAAUCAACUACAGCUUCAUAAUCUGUAUUUCGAUCGGGUAGCUUAGGGAUGGGAGGAUGUAUGUAUAACGUGUAUCUGGUAGAUUUGGUCGUUACGAGUAGAACCUCCUGCCUGCCGUCGUUCGCUGUUUAUCAUGGUGUUUGAUCGUGACACGUGUGUACCUAUAAGUUCUCUUCUAAGUAGAUAGUGCAUGUGACCGAUUCGUUAAACGUUACUAUUACUUUGUAUUGAUUGUCGGAGUAGGCCGGGUUCUCGAUGAAUUUCAUAACGUUUAAGGAUCUAUCGUAGGUGGCAGCCGUUGUGUCUGUCGCUAGCUUUUCUACCUAAUACGUAUCCGUAUGUAAUAACGACUCCUAGGAUUCUUGCCUAUGCAUACGUAGAGGGCGCGUAUACGAUUUACCAUAGAAAAGCUGUUACGCUGCUGCUUCGUAGAGUAUAAUUGUCCGCACGAAGUUAGAUAUUAGACUUCCUUUCUCGUUACUAAAAUAUUUAAGUGUAAGAGAAUUUAAGCACAAUUCCGUUUAUAUCGUUAAAAUAGAUUCGUUAUAAACGACGGCAGCCGAUUCUCCCAUCGUCUAUCAAUAUAUUUUCGAUUUUCUUUCCGUAGGUAUGACCGCGCGUGCACUCGUCAUCGGGGUUGUCGCGUCGGUGUCAACGUCCGCGAUUCGGCAUCGUGAGAAACGGAAGAGAAAUGUCCGUCCAAAAUUAUCUGACACGCGAUUCCGGUACCAUUCGAGGUGAUCGUGAUUGGCCUAUUUCAAACGAUCGAUCGAAAGGGAACGGGAAGGACGAGAAAGGAGCGCUCUUUUCUCAGGAGAGUGUCGCUUUUUUCAUCGAGUGCACGUACGAUCGAGAUGUUAGAAGUCUCUGAAUAAUCCAUAACGAAACAUUUUUGGCUACGUAAGUCAGCUUUAGAGGUAUCAGUAGGACAAUAGAGGAAAAGAAUUUCUCCCCCGAUGAAUAUCUAUUAUAAAAUCGCGCGCAUUACGAUACGCCAGACAGACAAUAAGGUUUCAAAAUUGAUUUUAACGUGUUUGCGAAAUUCGUUGAUAACUGCCACACACAUACACAUCAUUCGAAUGAUUUCCGUUUCUAGACUCCGAUUUAUUCUUCGACGCACUGUAGCCAACGAGCUAACCGAUGAUCCUUCGCUAUGUCUACAUACAAUUGUAAUUCUUUCUUCUAAUUAUUACGUUACGUUUGCGGGAUGAUUUGUCGCAAUCGUUGCUAGAUAUCGGAAAAAGUACGGGCGAGUAUUUCACGCAAUCUCAUUUCGGGUCAAUUAAUAUUAUACAGGGCACAAUUUUUAUCGAAUUUCGAUCGACCAUUUGUAGUCUGUUUUUAAGGCUAUGUUACCAUCUAUUGAUGUACGUUUCACAUUAAAGAGCAAUUCUUAUCUUAUUAAUUCCGACUGUGUCAUCAAUCUACUGCUUUAUUUAUCUUUUUUUUUUUAAUUUUUACUUCAUUUUCCGGUUCACGCAGUUUACCAUCAAUCGAUAAACGAAACCUAUGUCUUCUAGGGGUGCACAAGUUUUCAACGUCACGUCGAUCCUCGUAAUCUGUAAUUGUAGCUCGAGUACUGUACAGUAUUAAUUGCGACUACGUUUAAACGUGAAUCGUUGAUAGACCAAUUCUUUACGAUGACGACAAUCCACGCGAAUUUCUCUUUUAAUUACGUUUACGCUACUGUAACGAAAAGUUUGACUGCCUCUAUGACACGUAACAGAAGCUGCAGAGAACAGGGAAAUGGUCUCAACCGAGCAAGAUGUCAAUCGAUGUCAAGAAGAACUGUCGGAGAUGUGAACCAUUAUGUCUUUAUCGUGCAUUGGCGUAGCCAGAGGCGAAUGUGGUGAUUUUAUUUUUCGGCACGAUCUAUGUCGUAGACUUAGAACCGUCGUCGACGAUCAGAAUUGACAAUUGUCAAAUUCGCGAAUUCGCGAAGCUUGGAAUACUUUUGGUGGAGCACGAAUUACAAGGGGAAUCGAGUGAUCGUUUCCCGAAUCGGGGAUAAAAGCUCUAGCUACGCCACUGCUAUCUGUACUGCUAUCUGUUAAGUCUGUUAAGUGUGUCUCAUUCUCGGAAAACUGCAUUUCACGACGAACACCGCUUUAAGAAGUCUCUUGCGUACAAAUGCUCGAUCGUAGGCCUCCGUUGCGGAUGACACAGUUCUUCGAAAACGUACAAGCCCCCGAAAGGGGUAGGAACUAACUGCAUAUUGUAGAAUUUAUGGAAUGCCCGAUCAAUGUAAACUCACUUGGUUUUACGCAUUCGAUGUGCUACGUCGCUAGCUAAACUAUUUUUCAUCAUGCCCACGAGAAUAAUUUCGAUAAAUUGCGAUAACUUCAUGCAAAAUGAAAACUCUCUUUCGAUUAUUCGCUGUAAUUCAACCAUUCUCUGCUCUUUCUUUUUCUCUCGCUCUUUCUAGUCUUUUCACUUUCCUGUAGCAAAGCGUUUUCGAUUUUUCUACAUUUUGUUUCUUUCGUGUCAAUCUACUCUCGGUUGGAUCCAUUGCAUGCACGAUUAGGGUUGCCAUCUUGAAAUCACGAACCGAAAAUUCAAGAAUUAUAAAUUACGAUUAAUUUUUAACAACUGCUAAACGAUUGACGAUUUAAUGAUUGUUGUGAAUGUAUUUUUUGAGGCAAAAUCUCAGAUUAGGAAUCGAAAAACGGAUGGCAGCCCUACGUACGCCAUUACACUGAUCGAGCUUCGAUCUCUCGUGUCGAUGCCCGCCAUGUUUGUUCCGCUGCAUCGAUGUAAAGACUCGCUUUCUGUUCCCCGCGACUCUUAAAUUCUAAAUUGCCAAGUCUAAAUCACAACUAAAGUAUUGUUCUAAGCACCAAAUCACUGUAUGUAACGCUUGUAAGCAGCUUGUAUUAAAGAUGAGCAACACGAUUUCCGAAUAUCCGAGUUUGGCAAACUUCGUGCGAAGCGAUUUAUGCGACCAGCGACUGA